AUGGAGACAUUCGCAUCCUUUCCGGAAUUUCACGAAUAUCUCCAGCGUAAUGUUAUUCCAUUGGUUGCUGAUUGGCCAGGCCAGAUACUUCCCCGAAAAGUGAUUACUAUGCAACAACAACAAUCGCAGAAUAUUCAAACGGGUAAAAUUCCAGAAUGCGUUAGUUCAUUUAUUCCAAUAAUGGGACCUUUGCAUGUAUCUCUCAACAGUCGUGAAACUGUUAUGAUGUUAUUUUACGACUUUUUUAAUUUAGCAUAUAAGUCCAUUUUUGGAAAAAACAAAAGACUUGCUAACAAGCCUCGUCCUUGGAGAAUUAAUCUUCUAUUACAAUUAAUGUCAGAUGCUUGGAAAAACGUCGCUCCAUAUAUUGAGCAAAAAUUUGAUUUUUCUUGUUCCAGAGAUGUUGAAUAUCUAACAUUAAAAUCUCUUUUAGAUGACGCCAUUCCUUUAGUUCUCAACGUUUACGCAACAAUUUUUAGAUCGGGCGAUUGGGAUGGAUAUAUUGAGGCUUGUGUGAGAAUAUGGUGUUUGUUUGCUCGAUUUAAACGAAGAAACUAUAACAAAGCACCAUUGUUCUUUCUUUCAGACGUAUGGUAUUGGGAAAGUAUCAGUCAUCCUAUUCUCGAGAUUCUAAAAAAGCAUCUCGUCUCAUUUAGUGAUUAUCCCGUGGAGAAUUAUCAUUCAUUAAUUCGACGACAAACACGGGAAACGGAUACACCUGAACAACUUUCAAGAACGGCUCGCGUUAUCAAUUGUCUUCGGCACGAUAAUGUGUUUCGGGAUACAUUUGUUUCAUCAACAAGAUAUCCUUACCGUAAAGAAGAUUUAAUAG
Paraglomus brasilianum is the source of this 832-nucleotide messenger RNA. NCBI's taxonomy places the organism in Eukaryota, Fungi, Glomeromycota, Glomeromycetes, Paraglomerales, Paraglomeraceae. The record is from the annotation of a GenBank genome assembly.